AUGACGCAGCACGAUUCGCCCCCAGUAGCAUCCCUCGAGUCUGGUGGACCUGCUAUAGCGCCAGAAGUGGAAGAGCCACCGCAUGAGUUUGUCUAUGAGGUCGUACAGGGGUUCUUCGUCCAAAAUGGACCGGAACCCAAGCACAUUGAAUUUGAAGAUCUCCUGGGAAAGAGUUUCGGGCUGAUAGAUGAAAGCCCCGAUAGGUGGCAUAACCUCAAAGCAUCUAUCGAGGUGCUGCAGAACGAAGCGCCUGCAGGAGUAAUCUACAAAGUACUGUUCCUUGGCAGACACGGGCAAGGCUUCCAUAACGUCGCCGAAUCCAAAUACGGCACCGAAGCCUGGGAAGCCAAAUGGGCCCUCCUCAACGGCAAUGGUGAACUCACCUGGGGUCCCGACCCUUUCCUCACUCCCUUGGGCGUAUCUCAAGCCCAGGCUGUCAAUGACACAUGGCGAAAAGAAGCGCCUUUGGGGGCGCCGGUGAAGAGUGGGGAGAUGAGGUGGUACUGUUCGCCGAUGACUAGGACGGGAGAGACUAUGGAGACGAGCUGGAAGGAUGUGUUGGAGGAGGGUGAGAGGAUUGAGGUCUGGGAGGAUUUCAGGGAGAUCUAUGGAGUGCAUACUUGUGAUAAGAGGUCUACCAAGAGCAUCAUCAAGGAGCGCUUCCCAGCCUUCACUAUCGAAGACGGUCUCACAGAGGAAGACGAACUUUGGAAACCCGAUGACCGCGAAACGGAUGAGCAUAUGCAGUUCAGAGCUCGACGAGCCAUGGACAGACUCUUUGGCAGACGUGGUGCUGGAAAGACCUACAUUUCCAUCACAGGACACUCUGCAAUCUUCCGCAACCUGCUUGCUGUACUCAACCACCAGCCGUAUCCACUUGCAACUGGAGAGAUGAUCCCUGUCGUUGUAAAGGCCACGCACACGUCUAUAGAGAGGCCGAAGGGUUGA
Cryptococcus wingfieldii CBS 7118 is the source of this 948-nucleotide messenger RNA. RefSeq names its product phosphoglycerate mutase. The record is from RefSeq and is a predicted model, not a curated record. The transcript has 6 exons. Gene Ontology annotation, molecular function: phosphatase activity. Gene Ontology annotation, cellular component: cytoplasm. The coding region runs from base 1 to 948 and encodes 315 amino acids. Lineage: Eukaryota; Fungi; Basidiomycota; Tremellomycetes; Tremellales; Cryptococcaceae.